AUGAAGCAAUAUUGGAGUCCAAGCAGUAUCAACAAGAACAAAGCUAUGGUGGAGAACUUGCAAAGUUAUGGUAUAAUCACUUCGGAUGAAGUUGCUAAAGCUAUGGAGGCUGUGGACAGAGGCAUCUUUGUACCUCAUCCUUCCRRGYCUUACGUCGAUAGUCCCAUGUCUAUUGGCUAUAARGCAACCAUAUCAGCACCUCAUAUGCACGCAUCGUGCCUUCAGCUCCUCGAGAAGAAUUUGAAACCAGGAAUGCGUGUUCUUGAUGUCGGCUCGGGGACCGGGUACUUAACAGCUUGCUUUGCGGUUAUGGUUGGAUCUGGAGGACGUGCUAUUGGUGUGGAACAUAUCCCUGAACUGGUUGCUUCUUCCGUCAAGAAUAUUGAAGCGAGUGCUGCUUCGCCAUUGCUGAAAGAAGGAUCUCUCGCUGUUUACGUUGGUGAUGGAAGGCAAGGAUGGGCUGAGUUUGCACCUUAUGAUGCUAUUCAUGUCGGAGCAGCAGCACRGGAGAUCCCAGAAGCAUUGAUUGAUCAAUUGAAACCUGGUGGGAGACUGGUGAUCCCCGUUGGGAACUUAUUCCAAGAUCUGAAAGUGGUGGAUAAGAACUCAGAUGGUUCYGUUAGCAUCAAGAGCGAAACUUCAGUCCGAUAUGUUCCUUUGACUAGCCGUGAAGCCCAAUUAAAAGGGAACUGA
Messenger RNA from Arabis nemorensis, 693 nucleotides. The record is from the annotation of a GenBank genome assembly. NCBI's taxonomy places the organism in Eukaryota, Viridiplantae, Streptophyta, Magnoliopsida, Brassicales, Brassicaceae.